AUGGUUUGGCGAUGCGACGAAUGUAACAUUAUUUUUGGGAAUCAAAAGCUCUAUGACACCCAUAAAAAGAAGUUUUGUGUUGGGAGUGCUGCAGAUCCAGCUCGCAUUCAUUCGAGGAUUUCAAAAAAGAGUGAAGAUUGGGAAGGAAGGAAAGAUAAGCAAGCCUUAAGCACGGUACGUUUAAAAACGAGUAGGAUACAUUGAGUAGCUUACUUUUCGUCCUUAGCCACCCUAACUUAAUUACACACCAUUUGAUUUUCUUCUUGGUUAACGGUGCAUUAACCUGCAAGAAAGCUGCACUUUUGAUCUCAUCGCUUCAUUAAAUGCGAAAUUCUUCCAAAUUUAGUCAUCAAUAGCUGGUUAUAUGGUGAAUUAUGCGUGUGCUUUUAGCCAAUGAGAAUCAAGGAAAUAUUUUGAAAUUAUCAAAUUUGCAAUUAUAUUAUCUAUUUUAGCCUUUGCCAGAUAUCAGAACCCAAUCCAGUUUGUCUGCACCCAAUACUCCUUCAAGGACUUUGCAUCCACUUCAAGACAGUAAUCAGAACACCGUAAGUAGGAUGUAUACUUGUAGAUCAUACACUAUCCGACACUAUGAUGAAAUUAAUAUUACAUGAUACAAAACAUUAAAAGCAUUCUUAUUCAGGGUUGUCAUUAAGAGGCGGGGGCCGGGGAUUUCCCCCGGCUGCUAAGGACGUGGCCCUUGGCUAAUUUCAUAGGAAAAUAGAAGAAAAAUAGAUCCAAAAGAAAUCCCUAGCUGUUUUAUUCCCCCCCUACUUGUUGUAUUUACACAGCAACUUGAAAUCUUAGUGACAGCCCUAUUUAUUGAUAUUAUUCUAAACAACUGAGUAAGCCAUAAGUGGAAGCUACAAGGUGAUAAUUAUUGUUGAGUCACAUGCCAAAGAGGAAGUUACAUGACAUGUAUGUGCUAAUUAAGCCAGAGCUUUGUUUGAAUGUGUUUGUUUCCAGAUUAUAUUUUUGUCUUCCAUUUUAUUUCUCUCUUUCUCUCUUAUCAUUGCACCUUAUUAUUAUUUGUUUCUAGCAAUUACACAAAAGUUACCAUCAGACUUAUCACCGUUCUGCACCAAACACUCCUAGCGAUGGCCGCAGCAUCUCUGCUCUUGAAAAGGAAAAGGUAUACUGUUAUUUAACUUUUGAGAUCUUUGCUUUAACCCUUUAAGCCCUAAGAGUGAUCAGCAUCAAAUUUCUCUUUGUAAUAUCAAUGCUUUGUAAAACAGAGUAGUCAUGAGAAUUACGGACAUGAUCACACAAGAUGAAUCUGCUUGAUAUUUUAGCAACUUCUCCCCACUACUUUUGUAGGAAAUGAAUAGCGGCAACAAAUGAGAAUUCAUAUUUUGAUCUCAGGGUUUAAAGGGUUAAAUAAUUUCUGCUCAAUAUGAGUUUAAACUGAAUACUUUUGUUUAAAUGAAUAAUUUGGACAUUGUCAGCAGUUGUCAAGGGUUUAAGUGAGCAAAAACAAAGCAAAACAAAACAAAAACAAGAGGAUAAAUAAAUGCAUGUCAAUACACACCAGUAAAAAUAUAAUAAUUAAGGAAAGAAAAUACUGAGCCUGUUAAAAAAAAGCAAACAAACAAAAUAACAACAACAACAGAAGUUUGCAUACAUUUUACAACCCUGCUCAAGAUUCUGUAAAAUUUUAUAAAAAUUUUAUAAUCUUCACCCAUUGAUGCGGCCUCUUUUGCAAUUGUUGGUCUCGCGCCAGUACUUUUCCAGUACUCUUCAGCAGCGACCUCUUCAAUAAUAAACUGGUUCAAGAGGGGGUGCGUAAGGGUUUCGGGUGAUGCAGUUUUGCAGAAAUGUUUAUUUUAAGCUGCGGUAUUGCUGUUUUACAAAACCAAGUGGUUUGUGGUAUUUUGAAAUUUUUUUGGUAAUUUCAAUGAGGUUUGCGGUUUUCUUAUGUCAUUCUGUCACGACUGUGCGUUGUUUAUGCGUAUUUCUGUACAGUUUUGCAGUGUUCGUACCCCCCUACAGCCCUCUGGUUCAAGAAAGCUUUAACAAUUUUUUUCUUGUGAAACUAAGGGAGUAUAGGAAUUAUUACUGUACAUCAAAAGUCUCAUCCAUAUUUGUAAUACUCCUUCCCUUAUGUUGCCCUCUGUAUCUUUAGAUUGAACAACUUAAAAUGUUUAAGAUGCAUCAACAACUGCAGAGAAACUCAAAGAACUUUGAAGAGAAACUUCUGCUCAACAGUUUGAAAGAUGAACAGAGACAUGUAAGUUGAAUAAGAUUAUAUAUAAAUGAUGAUUUAUCUAAUGGGAAAAAUACAAAUAACAAUAGAAAAGAUGAAAUGUAAUUCUAAGUUUCUUUCACUUCUGAGUUCUUAAGAACUCAUUUUAAUGUGUCUGUGUGUUCCAGACUGACCAAAGUAUACUGUAAUUUGAAAGUGUUGGUUUUUGAGGGGAAAGCAGAGUACCCGGAAGAAAACCUAUCAUAGCAAUGGAUAUAACCAACAAUAAACUCAACCGACAUUAUAAGAUGCUGUGAAAGCCGAGAUUUGAAUCAAGACCACAUUGGUGGAAGGUGUGUACUUUCACCCCUGCACCACCCUUGCGCCCACCUCCAAAUAAACAAAAAAGCAAUAUCGACCUCAACAACAGUUGCAGAGAAACUCAAAAUACUGCUCAGCAGCAUCAAUGAUAAACAGACUGAGACAUGUAAGAUUGAUGGUAUGUUAUGAAAAAACAACAAAUAGUCCUACUUAAAGAAAGUAAUCAAUAUAAUAUUUUACAUUAAUUUUCAGUCACCAAGAAGAUUCAAUGAGGGCAACAGGGGUGAUGACAGAAUUUUGCAGCUGACAGAGAUUCAUCGACAACAGCUUGCAGAACUUAAACAAAGAAAUGAGAAACUCCAGGAGGAAAAAGCAAGUAUGGAAAUGUACAAUUAUAGCAAAUAUUACGUUAAAGAAGUUACUAAAAAUACAAAUUAUUACAUUUUUUAAAGACCAAACUAUUGUGGUACUAUAUACUAGUUACAUUAUUGUAGAUGGUGAAACAGUUUUAUUUAAAUUACAUAGUCACAUAAUUAUUUUUGUAUAAUUUGCUCUUAUUAUAACUACUGAUUAUUGGACUAAAAAGUUUCCUUUUUCGGUUCCUUUGUGUGUUUACUUCUGGUGUUUUGUAGAGUUAGCUGAAAGGAUGAAUAGCUUAGGACUAAAAAGUCAGCAAAGAAUCCCUUCUCAAGGUUUUCUGGUAAGUUAGAGAUUGUAAUACAGUGUAUUUUGCUGGUGUACGUGUUAUCAUGUUAAAAAUUAAAACUGGCCUGNGAAGUUACUAAAAAUACAAAUUAUUACAUUUUUUAAAGACCAAACUAUUGUGGUACUAUAUACUAGUUACAUUAUUGUAGAUGGUGAAACAGUUUUAUUUAAAUUACAUAGUCACAUAAUUAUUUUUGUAUAAUUUGCUCUUAUUAUAACUACUGAUUAUUGGACUAAAAAGUUUCCUUUUUCGGUUCCUUUGUGUGUUUACUUCUGGUGUUUUGUAGAGUUAGCUGAAAGGAUGAAUAGCUUAGGACUAAAAAGUCAGCAAAGAAUCCCUUCUCAAGGUUUUCUGGUAAGUUAGAGAUUGUAAUACAGUGUAUUUUGCUGGUGUACGUGUUAUCAUGUUAAAAAUUAAAACUGGCCUGCCCCAGUUGUUGAAAAGCCGGAUAGUGCUAUCCACCGGAGAAAAAAAAAAUCACUAUCCAGUGGAUAAAUAUCAGGGAAACCAAUUUCGCUAUCAAGUGGAAAGAGAUUUAUCUGGUCAGGGUGCAAAGAAAGUCAGUUUUACAGCCUGCCAUUCGGGCAAGCUGUAGCUAGCAUGUACUAGCCCACAAGUCAUUUCAACUAGCUUGAAAACCCUUUUUGAUUAGCAGGAUUAAUUACAAUCCUUCUGUAAUUUGAAUUUCCCCUCAAAGCAGCACUUGCCCGUCGGGCAAGUUAAGAACAAAAAUCACUAGCCCGACAGCAAAAUCCACUAACCCUGGGCUAUCGCACACGACUUUCUUUGCACGCUGCUGGUGGAUAGCACUAUCCACCUUUUGAACAAUUGUAAUUGUUGAGACUUAAAGGGUAUUAACCCUUUAAGUUCCAAUGGUGACCAACUUUAAUUUUGUCCUAACGAUAUCCAUACAAUGUCAAGAGAUUAGGUUAUGAGAAUUAAUUAAAUGAUCACCAAAGAGAAAAUGCUUUGAUCUUUUCUCAAAUUCUUUCUCUCAAAUCAUUCUUUAAAGAAAUGUAUAGAGAUCAGUUUAGAGAAUUUACUUGUGGAUAUUGGGGCUUGGGUUAACUGGGACCAGGUGGACAACUUUUCAUUUUUGAAAUGAAUAGAAAUAGGCUUUCCUUCAGUUUCUUGGAAAGUAUCCAUUGUUGCCAUGCACACAAUUUAGUAGGUACAUGGACUGUUCUAGAUGAAUAGUCAUGAUUAAAUACGGACAACUCUCGCCUUGUGGACACCCCGCUAUAAUGAACUCCCCAAUAAUAUGGACAGCAGCUAAAUCCCAGGCAAAAAUAAAGUACAGAUGUUUGACUGAAAUAAACUCCCGCUAUUACAGAAUAAUGAGGAUACUAACUCAAGGUUCCUACAGUGUCCACUAUAAAAGGAGUUGACUGUAUAUUAAAGUAAAAGUUCUCUUAAUUUAUGACUAGACGGGUCUGGGCGGCCAAUUUUUACUCUAAUGUGAAAUGCCCUUAAGAAAGCCAGCCUUGUGAUGGUUAUUGAAAACAAUAUCGCUACCAUUUUUUAUCUUACAUUGGACGGGAAUAGCUGGGUGGAGUGGGAGGGGAAGAGGAAGAUGCAUGGCUAGAAAACUGAAAUUUUAAGAAUGACAAAGUAAUGUAGAGUCCGGGUGUGAAGUUCAAGAAGCGGUGAUCCGUGAUAAAACUCUCUUUCUCACGGGACUAUUAUUUUGAUGUUUUCAUGCAGGACAAACAAGCUGUGGAACUGGAUGGUCUCAAGAGAUACUUGGACUUCAAAGAAGACGAAGAAAAGUAAGAAAUUUGUCUAAGGAAAACGUGGCCUGUGUUGUGGCAUUAAAAGCGAGGAUGACUCGUGUUGUGUUCAUUGUCACUUUUUGCGAAAAUCUCCUUCUACAUUCCCUGCACAGCUCUGGUCACAUGACUCUGUUCGUUGAAAAAGCUUAUGUGUGCUACAAUGUACAAUGUAUAUUGACCAGGUUUACAUGUAGUGAGGCCAGUAAAGGCGAACGGGGCGUUUAGAAGUACAUGCAUGUACUAGUUUGCUAUAAUUAUCUUGGCAUACAUUAAUCAAUUAAUUUAUUAUUAUGCACUGCUUAAAAAACGAGCAGGAAUGUAUUAGCGGGUUAAAAACUCGAGGCAAAGCCGAGAGUUUUUACUUCUGGUAAUACACGACUACGAGUUUUUUGAACGGCUUUAUAAUCUCUGAUAUACAUGUGUAGAUCAACUCAUUCUUGCACUAAUAUUUAGAUUUGGGCUAUUUUGGUCCAAAAAAUUAGACGUAAGGUUUAGCUGUGUGUUCUUAUCAGAUAUAAAGACAUUCAUUGCACAUUUCUUUCUUUUUUUUUUUUUUCUUUAUGAAUUAUCAGUAAGUUUUUUAAUACUAUAUAUUAUUUUGUUUUUAGGAGGAAGUUCAAUGCACAGCAGUCGAAAGUAAACUUGUUAAAAGUAACGGCAAAAUCUCCUCCCCAUAGCGCAGCUUCUGCGGCCUCAAAGAGUCCUGAACCACGAAAGCCCAGGUACAACUUAGACCUACACUGCAUACAUUUAGUUUAAAAAUCCAUCUACAGUGACUCCCUAAACAUCAGGGUCCUGUUGUUCGAAGGUCGUUUAGCGCUAACCCGGAGUUAAAUUACAUGCGAGUUUCGUUUUCUUUUGCUCAAAAGCAUUCUCUCUGAUAAUUUUCUCUAUUAUUUUUUUAGAGCAUCCAAUCGUUAAAUUUUAUAUAGGCUUUUUACGCUGUCAUAUCUGAGUUCAAACUGCGCAUUAACUCCCAAGUUUGAAUAAACCCGCCCAGAAUGCCAAGUUGUUUGCUAGUUAAGAUGAUUCAAAAUAUUUAUGAAUAUGUAACUUCAUAAUUGACUCUUUGUUUGUUUGUUUUUGUUUUGUUCUUUUUUUUCUUACAGACAGUUUUCGAGACCAGAAUCAGAGAGAUACGGAAGAGGUAUGCAAUUCGUAAGCUAUUCGUUGGUUGCCUCACGCGUGACAUUAAAAUUUUGAAGUUUUUCAUACCCAGUCGCUGUUGGUCGUAUUUGUCUAUUCUAAGACCGUUUUACACGGGUCCAUUCCAAAUUCGUCCGUUCAAAAAUUUGCUUGGACGCCGAGCAAAUUGUUGAACGGACGAAUUUUUUAACCAACAUUAUCCGUUGGGAUCUUCAAUGAUCUUGCCAAGAUCUUUGAGGAUUUUACAAUUUAGAUCUUCAUGAAAAUUCCCGCAAAGAUCUUCAAAAUGCACGCAAAGACUUAUGAACGAGGAUCCUCGAAAAUUUUUGCGGAGAACCGUGAAGAUCUUGGUUAGAAUUUUUGGAAUAUAGAGAAAGAGAAAGGCAGAAAAAGAGAAAGUAGGCGGCAGGCCAGCGAAGCUCGACGAGAAAAAGAGCCACAUAGAGCUCGAGCGAGAGAUAAAAAAAGAAAGGGGAAAUUAUUUUUUUAUUGGAAGCACGACAUGAAAAUUUUGUAGCGGCGGUGAGAAAAUGAGAAAUGCUAGCGGCCACCGAGGUGAAAAUGAGCGGCAGUGAAAAAAACAAACAAGCAAACAAACAAAAAAUGAACAAGAACACACUAGGAAGUUUCUGGAAGUUUCACGUUGUAGUCGUGCAAAACAACGCCGCAGAAAUGUACAAGAAGUGUGCUGCACGUGCAGAGUUGCUUUUUUGCUAAUUAGACCUAUUGUUGUUUUAUUUCCUUCCUCGUUGCUUUUGCCGCCUAGCAAUACACGAUUGUUUAUUUUGUUUGAGCAAACUAUAAAUAUUAAUUAUCGAGAGCUUCGCUUUGAGCCCUAGUUAAAUCUAUAUAUUACUCUAUACUAGGGGUACGUUCCGGCUAGCGCAAACAAGAAAAAUUUGUUUAACUCUCGUGAAAUGUGCCCAUUUGUUUUUGUUGGUUUUUGUUGUUUUUGUUUUUUACAAGCUUUACAGGUUUAAANAUUGACUCUUUGUUUGUUUGUUUUUGUUUUGUUCUUUUUUUUCUUACAGACAGUUUUCGAGACCAGAAUCAGAGAGAUACGGAAGAGGUAUGCAAUUCGUAAGCUAUUCGUUGGUUGCCUCACGCGUGACAUUAAAAUUUUGAAGUUUUUCAUACCCAGUCGCUGUUGGUCGUAUUUGUCUAUUCUAAGACCCUUUUACACGGGUCCAUUCCAAAUUCGUCCGUUCAAAAAUUUGCUUGGACGCCGAGCAAAUUGUUGAACGGACGAAUUUUUUAACCAACAUUAUCCGUUGGGAUCUUCAAUGAUCUUGCCAAGAUCUUUGAGGAUUUUACAAUUUAGAUCUUCAUGAAAAUUCCCGCAAAGAUCUUCAAAAUGCACGCAAAGACUUAUGAACGAGGAUCCUCGAAAAUUUUUGCGGAGAACCGUGAAGAUCUUGGUUAGAAUUUUUGGAAUAUAGAGAAAGAGAAAGGCAGAAAAAGAGAAAGUAGGCGGCAGGCCAGCGAAGCUCGACGAGAAAAAGAGCCACAUAGAGCUCGAGCGAGAGAUAAAAAAAGAAAGGGGAAAUUAUUUUUUUAUUGGAAGCACGACAUGAAAAUUUUGUAGCGGCGGUGAGAAAAUGAGAAAUGCUAGCGGCCACCGAGGUGAAAAUGAGCGGCAGUGAAAAAAACAAACAAGCAAACAAACAAAAAAUGAACAAGAACACACUAGGAAGUUUCUGGAAGUUUCACGUUGUAGUCGUGCAAAACAACGCCGCAGAAAUGUACAAGAAGUGUGCUGCACGUGCAGAGUUGCUUUUUUGCUAAUUAGACCUAUUGUUGUUUUAUUUCCUUCCUCGUUGCUUUUGCCGCCUAGCAAUACACGAUUGUUUAUUUUGUUUGAGCAAACUAUAAAUAUUAAUUAUCGAGAGCUUCGCUUUGAGCCCUAGUUAAAUCUAUAUAUUACUCUAUACUAGGGGUACGUUCCGGCUAGCGCAAACAAGAAAAAUUUGUUUAACUCUCGUGAAAUGUGCCCAUUUGUUUUUGUUGGUUUUUGUUGUUUUUGUUUUUUACAAGCUUUACAGGUUUAAAAUUGAUUUCGCUGUGGACAAGGUGGCUAAUAACGUGACCCAAGUUUGAAACAACAACUUGCAUGUGGGCACAAUUUGUAGGUGUUCACUUUUAUUAAACAAAAACAUAGCUUGACACUUUGUUGGUAAAUUGGAGCAAGUUAGCUCUUAUGAAACUCCAUUGUAUCAAAACGUUAGAAAUAUAAAAUGAAAAAGAAAAAAAAAAUUCCAACCUUUCGCCCAUCUGGUGCGUAAAUUUGUUGCAUUUCUCACGGGAGCUGAGGGUUGGCGCAACGUAAAUCAAGCUGCAAAAAACACGCUUUGCGCGUUGAACCCUAUUCCUUGAUCAGCUGCUGCAAAACAGGGCACUAUUAGCCGUUUCAAACAAGAAAUCGUAAUCCUACUCACCUGUUUGGUCCUGCGUAACAAGUCAACAAAGGUAAUCCAUACUCCACUACCAAUUCACAACCAACAGUUACACAUUGGCUCACCUGGCCUCGAAACACAAGGAGUAAAUAAAUGCAAGACCGUGACGUCACUGCCCAAAUAUGGGGUACUACUUACACCCAAAUAUGGGCAAAAAAAGGUUAAACAGAAUUUGAGAAAUUUUGCUAUACAUUGCGUUGCAUUAUGAAGCUGCCGCCGAGUUAGCGGCUCGCUUGUUACCUUGUUGGCAAUUAUCUUAAACGAGACUUAUGUCAGGGUAAAGCUGUUUAAUUCCUUGGUAAAAUAAUCAUUGAACUGAAUUUAUUUGAUUUUGUGAAUUGCAGGUCAAGUUAUCCCAUAUUACCAGUCCCCAGUGCGAUAUUACGAUGCUGCACCGAUUCAGCUUGAGCAGAGCAGUGUUUUACACGAACUCAAGUAAGUUUUCAGUACAUAAUUAUAUGUGGUCACGUUCUCAUAUUUUUCCCCCCUUGAAUGACUAGUAAAGUGUGCAACCCGCCGUUAAUGUACGUCCUUUUUAAUUUGAUGCUGUGUUGCGCAAAAAAAUAGUCGUUGCGAAUCGUCCCGUGCAAAAUCACCUUAAAAUGGCAAAACAACAAGUUUGCACGUGCAGCACACUUUUUGGUACAUGACUUCCACCUAAAAUUUCUGUGGAAAACGUAAACAAAUUAAAUGAAGACGAAUUUCUCUUCCUUUUUCGGACUAGGAAUUCAGCUCGAAGAGAGUUCGCCUAAAUUUGAAUAAGUGAGCGAAGUAAAUCAAAGGACACCAAGUCACUUGUAGUGACGUUUUUGCCGCUGACGCUGUUGUACUGUGGUAUCGUAAACUCCUUAUCGUCAACUCUCUCUCUCUGUCUGUUUAGACUUUUGUUGUUGUCUCUCAAACCCUGUUACUGAAUGAUAUACUUUGCCCUACCUUACGAAUAAAUUUUACAGUUAGUACCAUUUACAGUGUAUCCUCUUUGCAGUAUGUUAAAGAACGACUACUUUCAAAAAGGUGGCCAUGACCCUGCUAUACUGGCGCAAAUAAGAGAUUUGGAAUUUGAAGCUCAAAGAAUACAAGCAGUUCAAAGGCCAGCUCCACCACCCGGUAAGGAACACAGUCUAGCAGACAACGGUGUUUGUAAUUUUUAUUUCAUGCAUACUGUAUACACUCGUGUCAUCAUUACCUUUCGUCCCUCAUUGUAAAGGAAUUGAGCCGCUUGUAUUCUACACAAUCCAUUAACUUCUAUGGUUUAGGGCGAAUAUAUUCUUUUGUCAGCCCCGCGUUUAACACUAUACCAAGAGUACAUAGUUUUCUAUUAGGGUUUUUCUUCAACUAGACGCAGUUAAAGUUUCAAUCCCCUAACGUACGCCAUCAAAAUCAACUACCCCACGCCCNUAAAUCAAAGGACACCAAGUCACUUGUAGUGACGUUUUUGCCGCUGACGCUGUUGUACUGUGGUAUCGUAAACUCCUUAUCGUCAACUCUCUCUCUCUGUCUGUUUAGACUUUUGUUGUUGUCUCUCAAACCCUGUUACUGAAUGAUAUACUUUGCCCUACCUUACGAAUAAAUUUUACAGUUAGUACCAUUUACAGUGUAUCCUCUUUGCAGUAUGUUAAAGAACGACUACUUUCAAAAAGGUGGCCAUGACCCUGCUAUACUGGCGCAAAUAAGAGAUUUGGAAUUUGAAGCUCAAAGAAUACAAGCAGUUCAAAGGCCAGCUCCACCACCCGGUAAGGAACACAGUCUAGCAGACAACGGUGUUUGUAAUUUUUAUUUCAUGCAUACUGUAUACACUCGUGUCAUCAUUACCUUUCGUCCCUCAUUGUAAAGGAAUUGAGCCGCUUGUAUUCUACACAAUCCAUUAACUUCUAUGGUUUAGGGCGAAUAUAUUCUUUUGUCAGCCCCGCGUUUAACACUAUACCAAGAGUACAUAGUUUUCUAUUAGGGUUUUUCUUCAACUAGACGCAGUUAAAGUUUCAAUCCCCUAACGUACGCCAUCAAAAUCAACUACCCCACGCCCAUGUUAAAUGAAACUGCCAGAAAUGCUAUUUUCUGCUGUCGCUUUGCUUUCUUAAAAGCGUUAAUAAUGAUAAUGAUAAUGUUAACUGCACGAAUAGUGAAGUCAUUGAAACAGGAAAGCAUUCUUUGGCUUUUAGCAUUUACAAAGGAAACACCUGUUAAAAGUACCCCGUUGGUUUCCUUCAUCAUUGCGUGCUGAGCUUAUGUAGCCUGUCGUGUUGUAAGGAAACUCUUUUCGAAUCCGCGUGUCCUCCUUUCCGCCGCUACAUGCAUAAUUUCGAGCCCUGACUUUGUCACUGCUAGCAACUGACGUCUCUUGCUUCUCUUAUACAUGUACUUUGUUUCAUUUAGCAACAGAUCCUCUUCUACAACAGCAGAUAAUCAGUUUUCACAUGGCAAACCAAAGAUUAGAACAAGAGCUACAGAUGCUGAGGGUAAAAAUAUUACUAACAGCGCUAUCUGUUAAACUUCAUCUUUGAUACUCUGCGACAACUAUAAUGCUGUUAUCGAGCCAAUUAAUUCCUUGUAUUCAUAUUCUGCUUGUCAUUGAGUUGUGUCAAGAUGUCUCCGUUGCAAGUUUUCGGUCAGCACAACUAACUUAAGCUAGUGCUGUUUGGCCUCACAGCUAUAAAAUUGGGGUAGUGUCUUGCUUAAAUUUGCGACUGGGGAACGUUAUCAGACGACCAUCAUUGCAUGGUAAUAAACGCAAUAGAAAACGGCAAAACGCAGCUGGAAUUACUCAAAUAAAUGGAUGAAUGGCCGACAAAAAUAUCCCGUUCAAAUAACUCCCUCUGCGUUUGGUUUUUUAAAGAUCUUCUCAAAACCUAUAGUCUAUGAAGAAGUCCGUAUUAGACAGCCUUAAAAUGAAAUCUCUUUAUUUCAUAUGUUUGUUCUCGUGUGUAGGAAGAGAGGAACCAAAAAGACAGAAUGCGAUCUCCAGGUACCUAUCCCUGUACUUAAAGUUUAGGAGUUUAUCAUUGUCUUGAUUGAGAAAAGGAAACUAAGUGCCAAGUCAAGUUUGCAACCAAUCUGGUGGCUGGUGGUAAUUUAGAGCAAUCUUUAAGACCCAUAAAGUGUCUUUAACUCAAAAAGUUUAUAUGUUACUUUAUUUUAAGUCUUAUAAAUCGCACGCAUGUCUUUCCUCAUAACGUAGUCUUUUAAAAUGCGCGAAGUAUUUGUUUAUGAUUUUGUGGAAACAAAAUUACUGUUCAGGUGUGUUUCUUUUUUCCAUUGUGUCCUUAAGACCUGGAUCCCGAGUUUAAACGGAUAAAAGAGGAGCACUUGGUAAGAAUGGCGUCCCUGAGACAGGAGGCAGAAUUAUUAAGGCAACAGGCUGAAGUGGAGAAAAUGAGAAGAGAACUAAAGGAGCUCAGAGGCGAAAAACUACCACUGGACGAAACACGAAAGGUGGAGUAAAUGUUUUUUUGUAGACCUUUGAGGGAUAGGCGAUAUUUGUUGUGUGGGAAAAUUCACGAGUUGGCUUAAAGUCCCUUUUUCCGCGCAAUCGUUGUCAUUCAUGCCCACUAACAUUUAAGGGCACUUUACUUGAAGUAAACAACUCAUGAAUUGGAAACAAGUCAAUAAACAUAAUGAACAUGCCACCUUUGAAUUCAAGCAGGCAAACAAUGCAAGCAAAACAGGCAAAAACCCUGAACUUUUACCCAGUACUUUCUUUUUAUGCUUUCCACUGUAUGUGCUAAACCCUUCCCCGGGAGGAGGGGGGAAUUAUGCCUCUGCAUAAGAUAAAGAGUAAUAAUAAAGAGUGCUUUUCAAAUAUAUUUUUUCCCAACUAGCAAGGUACAGCUUCCAGCCUAGCUAGAAUAUACUGCUUAACAGUAUCACAAUAUUAGGUGAUGACCUGAUUAGCAUCAGAUAACCGACUAACUUACCUUCAAUAAACUUUUCACACUAAAUGUCUCAAGUGGGCGAAGUAAAAAUGACGAAAUUGAGAUUCUCUUUCGAUUUACUGAUCAGUCCUGUUUUGGUUUUAGCCGUUUGAGUCACCGUUCAUGAUGUCAAAUGCGACCACAGAGAAGGACUUGCUUCCAAGCCCAUACGAUCCAAAGUAAGUUUUAUAAUGCCAUGAGUCUUGGUCGAGAAAUUGAUACUCGAAUCUGGUUUAUAUCUACAGCAGUAAUUAACACGUUUAUAUUUGAAUAGCCUUUCAAGUGAAGUUUCAACUGAGUUUUAGCCUAAAGUAUGUUUAUAAUUGGGCUGCCUUUGGAAAAUCCUAAUCUAAAAAUGGGCUUCAUCGUCUGUGAAGCAAAAAGACAAAAUUACAGACGAAUCAACCAGAGGGUGUUGCGUGUCCUGUCCACCCUGCAGUUGAGCCCGAUUUUUUGACAGUGUAGGGGAGGUGUUCGUCUUAAAUUGCGGUGAUCCUUUUUGCGUUAAUUGUACCUUAGUGUUUGGCAACAAGGUCAGUAAUGGCGACAGCAAAAAACAAAAUUGCCAUUUCUUUCGUCUCCAGUGCUGGCUUUGCAGUAUAUUGGGACUUUGUCCUUGGACUUAGCUCCUCACUGUCCAGGUGCAGACUCGCUGCAGGUGUCUAUAAAGGAGUGGAGAUUGCAACAGACGUGAAAUUGCUGCCGCUUGUCAGAACGACAGCUAUUACGAAAGAAAGCCAUCCCACAAUACCGCCUGGCGGCGUUGGUGUUGUUGGAGUCAAACAUCCAUUUCCAAGGUGGGUUUAGGCGCUUGAAUUACAUACGAAAGUAAUUGGCAAUUAAGUGAAAAUGAUUUAAAGUUAAGAAUGUGUUAGGGAUGGGCUCUCCCAGUAGUGGCUUUGGUCAAAAUUCCAAAUUUCAUUUGAUGAAGUGCUGAUAAAUAAACGGUACCAUGUAAAAAGCACUACCUAAGCUGCAUACAAAACUAAUAGUGCCAUGUGAAAGUACUACUGAAGAGGUUUCAUUUAAAUGGUCACACCAUAGGAUUUCAUCCACAGACUCAAAAGUUAGAACCACCUUACAAGAAUCUGCUUGGAAGAGGAAGAGUCAUUGUGAAAUGUCAGGGAAAGGGGUUCCCAUGCAAAACUGUGUUUUCUCUUAUUUGAUUAAUCUGGCUGUGAUUUGUAUUUCUGCAGAUGUCUUCCCGAUCAGGAUCUCUGUCUUGUUGUGGAGCUCCAAGCUAACAGCGCCGAGGACUCGAAUGACCCCACUGAAUUAUUUUCUAAGGGAUGGACAAAAAUCGACCUGUUUGACAUCAGCAAUCGGCUGCUGAGUGGAAGGUAGAAACAGUGUCCAUGAAUUCUCAGUUUCCUCUUUUUUCUCGCUUUCUUUCUUUUCUUUUCUUAAACGUACAUUAAAUGUAGUCUGGGUGUCCAUGUUAAGGCGGAGGGUAGUAUAAUUUAAGUAAAAUCACUUUUAUUAUGUGUAGUGGCCGGACUGGAGUAAUCAAAUGUCGAUCGCCUAGACGCGUUAUUUCUCUUUUAUUGAGUGGGGGUAACGUCAUUUGUCUUCUUUCCCUUUAUUUUCUUUUCUAUUAUUAUUUUUGGACAUCUCAGUUAAGUUUUGCGCUAAGAACAAAAUUCUUCACUCACCUUUUCUAGUGGAAAUCUUUCCCUUAUGUCAUUUGUCUUCUACGUUAUUUCUAGAAUUUUUUUUUCCUUUCUUCGUGAACUCCGGUAUUGGCUAUUUAACUAAUUCCUUGGUACUCUGUUUUUAUCAUGGUUCCACUGUAUUGGUUAAUUAUCUUAUUCUUUUUAUCGUUAUUAUUAUUAUUUUUCUUAUUUUAGGUGGAAAAUUCCAAUUCGGAUAGCUCCAAUCAAAGCCUUUUUGAGCACUCACGAAUUGAAUAAGAUACCACAGGUUUGCCUCUUGUUACUGAACAUGUUCUCGGGUAACAACACCGUUGUUAGCUGGAGGGAAGAGAUCUUAAAUCUUAAGCUUUUUCAAGUUUACCCUUUUUAAGGCAAUUGCUAAAAGGUUUUACUUCCUCAGUCGUCCCUUAUGUCUUCUUUGUUAACUAAGUCAGCCUCAAACUCACUGAACAAAAGGAAAGGUUUACUUUAACGAGAAUGGCCCCUCUCACUCUCUCGCUGACCUCGCGUGAGGUGAGGAGGAUGUUUGAAAAUAGGUCUAGUUAGAAGCGCAGCCAGGACGUUUCAGAGAAACACAGUUUUCUAAGUCCAGACUCAACGCUGUCUCCCAAAUGAAUUGUUUCCAUGCAGGUUACUCCAUUACAUUUGCGUCUUGUAUCAUUGUAGAGAGUUACUCUCUCUCUCGGUGUAGUACCGUGUACUGCAAGAGGCACUAUCAGUUUUCUUUUGGGGGGAAAAAUCAAUGUGACAGAAAAUUAAACAGAGCUCAUAAGGCGUUAGCUCCUUUGUUUUAUAUUUGGGCUCAGUUAAUUCCAACCGAUCUAAUGACCUUGUAGUCGAAAUUUUCGCAAAUAGUGGUAUAAAAAACUCAGAAGUGGUCAAGUGGAACAUCAGUACAUUCACGUUAGAUAACUUGACAGGUAAAAUAGUGUAGAAUCGAUUAUAGUGCUGUUGAGCCAUUGUUACUGUUAUCGCUUGUUUAUUAUUAUUAUUAUUAUUAUUAUUAUUAUUAUUAUUAUUAUUAGUAUUAGUAUUAGUAUUAGUAUUAGUAUUAUUAUUAUUAUUAUUAUUAUUAUUAUUAUUAUUUAUAUUUUUUGUAACUGUUUGAUCGAUGCACAGGUUGGACAAGCGGAGCUGUAUAUCAGACUUGUGAAUAGCCGUGACGUCACGUCACAGGAUGCCCUAAACGCACAACCCAUACAACAUUACAUGUACAAAUAUCCAGCCUUGGUGAGUGGCCAUUCACGUUGUAAAGGUCAGGCAAAAUUGGUAAAGAAGUAUGCUGUGUGCCGUCAAGCACACCUUAAAGAGAAGACGCAGUUUUUUCGUCUCUUCCUCGAGGGUCGGGUAGUCGGAGGAAGGAGUAGCAAUACAAUUAGUUACAAUGCGUUACAAUGCAAAACAGCUUUCUUAGCAUUUUGUUUUCUAUUUGCAAAGUCACCCGAAACAUUUUGAUCUUUUUCGUCCUUCGCACUUCUUUAACGUUGGCAAAGACAGUCAACUGUCGCCUUGCCGACACCCCGCUAUAACGGACAGCAGCUAAAUCCCUGGCGAAAAUAAAUUGCAGACGUUUGACUGAAAUAAACUCUCGCUAUUACGGACUCUAGCUAAUGGUUACACUAACUCAAGGUCCCUACAUUGUCCCCUAUAAAGGGAGUUGAUGUAAUUUGAAAUCUAUUUCAGGAAAACAUCCGCGUGGUACCACAUAUACGUCACUCUUCUCCACAACAGGUCGAUUUUACUCCUGCACCACCCCCGUCAGUGCCUCCUCCACCCGACACCCCUGUGUCUGCUAUUCAACGGGUUGAAAGGUGAGUGGCAAGUGCAUAUCCUCCAGAGACUUGGUAGCCAACGCCACUGAUUGGUUUUCCGUCUGCGAGCCUGAGCCGAAAUCCUUGUUCUUGAUCCUCACCUGUGUUAAAGAAGCCAUUGUCAAUUUUCCAAUCAGGUUUAAAGAGAAAUUCGAGACGUACUUUCGGUAAUACGUUGACUCUGUCGGGGACCCAGAGAAGGGCUCGCGGCGCCGCGUUGCAGACGUUAUUCGCCGCAGUUAGAUUACGUUACGACACAGAGUGGGGACAAAUCACAGGGCCCAGUAUUUCCGGCAUAUUUUGAGCCUAUGAUGGAAUCCAUCAGGAAAUUAAGUAAUUUUGAUGUUCAGUGGACAAAAAUCUUGUACCAGAAAAAAUUAAAGAAUAUUGCAUUCUUUCUUACAUUUUUCAAGGGCUAAAGGUGUAAUAAAUCAUCUGUAGUAACACCAAAAAAUUCUUAUGGAAGCCCGAGAAAAUGAAUGUCAAAUUUCACAAAAUUACAUUUUACACAUGAAAUUUUUGGAAUUUUAACUGCAUAAUCACAAUUCUUGUGAAAUUUGACAUUUAUUUUCUCUGACUUUUAUGAGAAAUUUUCUUUGGUGUUACUACAGAUGAUUUAUGAAUGAUGUAAAAAAAGAAUGCAAUAUUCUUUAAAUUAUUCUGGUACAAGAUUUUUGUCCACUGAAAAUUAAAAUAACUCAGUUUCCUGAUGGAUUCCGUCUUAAUUAUUUUACAACGAGUGUCCUUGUGCAAGAUAUUUUCAUGCACAUCUCUUAAGAUAAAUAUUGCAAAGAUAGUAUGGUUAGCUCCUUAGGAAGAACGCUAGUUUGCUGGGCGGUAGGUCGAGAGUUCGGAACCCCGUCCGGACCACAGACCAAGAUCAAGCUAGCUGUGAUUUAAAAUCUUGUCUCUGUUAAGAUGAUCGUGUUGUAUUUGGCAGCGAUGUUAAACCGUUGGCUUUGCCUCGUCCAAGGCAUUUCUCGAACAGAUUAGGGACGUAAACCCCUUUGUAUUUCUGCAGAUGUCUUCCCGAUCAGGAUCUCUGUCUUGUUGUGGAGCUCCAAGCUAACAGCGCCGAGGACUCGAAUGACCCCACUGAAUUAUUUUCUAAGGGAUGGACAAAAAUCGACCUGUUUGACAUCAGCAAUCGGCUGCUGAGUGGAAGGUAGAAACAGUGUCCAUGAAUUCUCAGUUUCCUCUUUUUUCUCGCUUUCUUUCUUUUCUUUUCUUAAACGUACAUUAAAUGUAGUCUGGGUGUCCAUGUUAAGGCGGAGGGUAGUAUAAUUUAAGUAAAAUCACUUUUAUUAUGUGUAGUGGCCGGACUGGAGUAAUCAAAUGUCGAUCGCCUAGACGCGUUAUUUCUCUUUUAUUGAGUGGGGGUAACGUCAUUUGUCUUCUUUCCCUUUAUUUUCUUUUCUAUUAUUAUUUUUGGACAUCUCAGUUAAGUUUUGCGCUAAGAACAAAAUUCUUCACUCACCUUUUCUAGUGGAAAUCUUUCCCUUAUGUCAUUUGUCUUCUACGUUAUUUCUAGAAUUUUUUUUUCCUUUCUUCGUGAACUCCGGUAUUGGCUAUUUAACUAAUUCCUUGGUACUCUGUUUUUAUCAUGGUUCCACUGUAUUGGUUAAUUAUCUUAUUCUUUUUAUCGUUAUUAUUAUUAUUUUUCUUAUUUUAGGUGGAAAAUUCCAAUUCGGAUAGCUCCAAUCAAAGCCUUUUUGAGCACUCACGAAUUGAAUAAGAUACCACAGGUUUGCCUCUUGUUACUGAACAUGUUCUCGGGUAACAACACCGUUGUUAGCUGGAGGGAAGAGAUCUUAAAUCUUAAGCUUUUUCAAGUUUACCCUUUUUAAGGCAAUUGCUAAAAGGUUUUACUUCCUCAGUCGUCCCUUAUGUCUUCUUUGUUAACUAAGUCAGCCUCAAACUCACUGAACAAAAGGAAAGGUUUACUUUAACGAGAAUGGCCCCUCUCACUCUCUCGCUGACCUCGCGUGAGGUGAGGAGGAUGUUUGAAAAUAGGUCUAGUUAGAAGCGCAGCCAGGACGUUUCAGAGAAACACAGUUUUCUAAGUCCAGACUCAACGCUGUCUCCCAAAUGAAUUGUUUCCAUGCAGGUUACUCCAUUACAUUUGCGUCUUGUAUCAUUGUAGAGAGUUACUCUCUCUCUCGGUGUAGUACCGUGUACUGCAAGAGGCACUAUCAGUUUUCUUUUGGGGGGAAAAAUCAAUGUGACAGAAAAUUAAACAGAGCUCAUAAGGCGUUAGCUCCUUUGUUUUAUAUUUGGGCUCAGUUAAUUCCAACCGAUCUAAUGACCUUGUAGUCGAAAUUUUCGCAAAUAGUGGUAUAAAAAACUCAGAAGUGGUCAAGUGGAACAUCAGUACAUUCACGUUAGAUAACUUGACAGGUAAAAUAGUGUAGAAUCGAUUAUAGUGCUGUUGAGCCAUUGUUACUGUUAUCGCUUGUUUAUUAUUAUUAUUAUUAUUAUUAUUAUUAUUAUUAUUAGUAUUAGUAUUAGUAUUAGUAUUAGUAUUAUUAUUAUUAUUAUUAUUAUUAUUAUUAUUAUUUAUAUUUUUUGUAACUGUUUGAUCGAUGCACAGGUUGGACAAGCGGAGCUGUAUAUCAGACUUGUGAAUAGCCGUGACGUCACGUCACAGGAUGCCCUAAACGCACAACCCAUACAACAUUACAUGUACAAAUAUCCAGCCUUGGUGAGUGGCCAUUCACGUUGUAAAGGUCAGGCAAAAUUGGUAAAGAAGUAUGCUGUGUGCCGUCAAGCACACCUUAAAGAGAAGACGCAGUUUUUUCGUCUCUUCCUCGAGGGUCGGGUAGUCGGAGGAAGGAGUAGCAAUACAAUUAGUUACAAUGCGUUACAAUGCAAAACAGCUUUCUUAGCAUUUUGUUUUCUAUUUGCAAAGUCACCCGAAACAUUUUGAUCUUUUUCGUCCUUCGCACUUCUUUAACGUUGGCAAAGACAGUCAACUGUCGCCUUGCCGACACCCCGCUAUAACGGACAGCAGCUAAAUCCCUGGCGAAAAUAAAUUGCAGACGUUUGACUGAAAUAAACUCUCGCUAUUACGGACUCUAGCUAAUGGUUACACUAACUCAAGGUCCCUACAUUGUCCCCUAUAAAGGGAGUUGAUGUAAUUUGAAAUCUAUUUCAGGAAAACAUCCGCGUGGUACCACAUAUACGUCACUCUUCUCCACAACAGGUCGAUUUUACUCCUGCACCACCCCCGUCAGUGCCUCCUCCACCCGACACCCCUGUGUCUGCUAUUCAACGGGUUGAAAGGUGAGUGGCAAGUGCAUAUCCUCCAGAGACUUGGUAGCCAACGCCACUGAUUGGUUUUCCGUCUGCGAGCCUGAGCCGAAAUCCUUGUUCUUGAUCCUCACCUGUGUUAAAGAAGCCAUUGUCAAUUUUCCAAUCAGGUUUAAAGAGAAAUUCGAGACGUACUUUCGGUAAUACGUUGACUCUGUCGGGGACCCAGAGAAGGGCUCGCGGCGCCGCGUUGCAGACGUUAUUCGCCGCAGUUAGAUUACGUUACGACACAGAGUGGGGACAAAUCACAGGGCCCAGUAUUUCCGGCAUAUUUUGAGCCUAUGAUGGAAUCCAUCAGGAAAUUAAGUAAUUUUGAUGUUCAGUGGACAAAAAUCUUGUACCAGAAAAAAUUAAAGAAUAUUGCAUUCUUUCUUACAUUUUUCAAGGGCUAAAGGUGUAAUAAAUCAUCUGUAGUAACACCAAAAAAUUCUUAUGGAAGCCCGAGAAAAUGAAUGUCAAAUUUCACAAAAUUACAUUUUACACAUGAAAUUUUUGGAAUUUUAACUGCAUAAUCACAAUUCUUGUGAAAUUUGACAUUUAUUUUCUCUGACUUUUAUGAGAAAUUUUCUUUGGUGUUACUACAGAUGAUUUAUGAAUGAUGUAAAAAAAGAAUGCAAUAUUCUUUAAAUUAUUCUGGUACAAGAUUUUUGUCCACUGAAAAUUAAAAUAACUCAGUUUCCUGAUGGAUUCCGUCUUAAUUAUUUUACAACGAGUGUCCUUGUGCAAGAUAUUUUCAUGCACAUCUCUUAAGAUAAAUAUUGCAAAGAUAGUAUGGUUAGCUCCUUAGGAAGAACGCUAGUUUGCUGGGCGGUAGGUCGAGAGUUCGGAACCCCGUCCGGACCACAGACCAAGAUCAAGCUAGCUGUGAUUUAAAAUCUUGUCUCUGUUAAGAUGAUCGUGUUGUAUUUGGCAGCGAUGUUAAACCGUUGGCUUUGCCUCGUCCAAGGCAUUUCUCGAACAGAUUAGGGACGUAAACCCCUGUUGGGGUAUGGUCCAUCUUUGAUGGGGUUAAGGGACUGUUAGGGCCCGCAGCACUAGGUUUACUCGUUGUUACGGUUACCACUCCAAGGACUGGCAAAGCUAUUAAACUAAAUAAAAAGCUCUUGUAAUUUUGAUACUUUGAAAAACACACAAGUGCAAAUAAAUUCCAAAUUGAACCAAUACAUAUAAGAUUUUAAGAGAGUAAAUUGUUUUUAUUUCGUUUUCGGUUUUUAGUGCUCCAAAGACACCGAUUGAGGAUUCAGUUGUUGGCUUUCAAGUGGAUAAACUAGUAAAUGCGAUCCGAGGAGAGUCGAGGAUAAAAAUUACUGUCUAUGAACAUGAUCAGGGCCAGGUAAGUGGUAAUGCUUAUUUUUAUCAAUCAGUAAACAAAUCUAUUAAUCCAUUAUAAAGCAAGUUACUAAAUGUUUCUGACAAUCAGUCAGUCGGUCAGUCAAAGAGUCAGUGAAUCAGCCAGUCAGUCAAUGAGUUAGUCAAUCAAUGACUCAAUCAGUCAGUCAGUCAGUCAGUCAGUCAGUCAGCCAGUCAGUCAAUGAGUCAGUCAGUCAGACAGUCGAUGAGUUAGUCAGUCAGUCAGUCAGGCAGUCAGUCCGUCAAUGACUCAGUCAGUCUUUCAGUCAUGUAGUCAGUGAACAGGUGAGGUAGAUCCAUCUUUCCUAUUUCCUUUAUUUUUUUCGUAUUCGAGUAACUUCUCCAUGCACCAGACAUUUCAUCCUCCAUUCGUUCGUUCAUCCGUCUAUUUUCACUUUUCACUUUGACUGCCGACAAAUCCCCUGACCCAAUUGUCCAGUUUCGAAUUAAAAAUUACCCCUGAAUAUAAGCAUUAACGGCACAUUCAUACCGGGUUAGCCUCGACUUAAAGUAAAAUAUUCAGAAAUUCUGGCAAGUAAGUGUUUGAAAUUUGAAUAUAGACAAUAGACAGACUAAUAAACAGGUCUUUUUCUCGUUGGAAUUUGUGAAUAUAUUACUUCAGAUUGAGGCUAAGGCUGUAAAAAGUGCGUCUUCAUUUCUAUAAUUCAGCGGUAACUCGAAAAUGGACUAUUUGAUUGUUGUGUCUCAGGUGAUCAAAGGGGAUAACGAUAGACCUGUAAUUUGUAUCACCAAGGCUGCUAAGCAAGACUUCCUUGAGGGUAUAUACUCCUUCGGACUACAAGAGGUAAAUUAG
Porites evermanni is the source of this 21421-nucleotide messenger RNA. Lineage: Eukaryota; Metazoa; Cnidaria; Anthozoa; Scleractinia; Poritidae. The record is from the annotation of a GenBank genome assembly.